Molecule: messenger RNA, 213 nt
Organism: Acaulospora morrowiae
Lineage: Eukaryota; Fungi; Glomeromycota; Glomeromycetes; Diversisporales; Acaulosporaceae
Source: the annotation of a GenBank genome assembly
GGGAUUGCAUUUUGUAGUUUUGGUUUCAGAACAACAAAGAAUGCUUCGUUUGUUAGUGAUGCUUUUGGUCAGCUCAAGGAGUUUCCCUCGAGAGUUGAGGCCUUGGACAUUGAGUGUUGAAAUUGAGAUGAGGUUUUUAGUGCGGCAUGGGAUAUUUACUAGUGGUGUUUUGUGGUUGGAUCUAAUUGAGUUGUUGGUACUUGUGGGUGAAUU